Messenger RNA from Exaiptasia diaphana, 5571 nucleotides. RefSeq lists its product as uncharacterized. Gene Ontology annotation, molecular function: DNA helicase activity. Lineage: Eukaryota; Metazoa; Cnidaria; Anthozoa; Actiniaria; Aiptasiidae. The coding region runs from base 1 to 5571 and encodes 1856 amino acids. Gene Ontology annotation, biological process: telomere maintenance; DNA repair. The record is from RefSeq and is a predicted model, not a curated record. The transcript is spliced from 4 exons.
AUGAAGCAAAAAGAAACAAAGUGGACCAAAACAGUUGAUCUCUUUCUGAAAGAAGUUCUGGGUGAAGGUAAUAACAGUAUAUUGAGUAAGGCUUCACUUUUGAACAGGUGGAAAGAAAGGAAUCCAAAGGUAAACUUUCCACUGGAUGCAUUCUAUGCCCAGUACAUAAAGCUAUCUAGAAGGAAUGAUAAAAAAUAUCAGACUGUUUGGACUGAAAAGAUGGUUUGUGACCUGUUGAUGUGCAAAGAAAAAGCAAUACAGGAGCAAAUCUCAAUGGAAAAAAGAAAUAUUAAGGUAUCAUAUAUGAAUAUCAUGCAUUCCCAUUGGUUGAAACUCUAUCCUGAUAGUGAUUUAAGUGCUAAGAACUUGCAGACUAGAUGUUAUUUGGUUGAUAAAGGAAAGAGAUGCAGAAAGGGUAAGGUUAAAGGACGACAAGCUGGAGCAACUGGUGGUAUGAGUUUAAAUGUGUCCGGUAGGCUCGUUGGGAGAACUGAAAGUGAGGGUCAAUGUUUCAAUGACAAUCAACAGUCUCAGUCUUAUCUUGAUAAAAAGUUUGCAAACAUGCCCAAUGACCAAGCACUGUUGUAUUCUAUGAGGAUGGCAAAUGAGCGUCAUGCCUGUAAACCCCUGUUUAAUUCCUUGUGCUAUAAUUGUGGUACUAUGUUGUUUGGAAAUAUUUCUGAAGGUCACAAAUUUAAGGUAGUCCCCUCUUUUAUGGGUUUGAAUGAUGAAGAUGCAAAUGUUCAGUUUCUUUAUGAAAACUUGAAUCUUCCUUACAAGUCAGAAAAUGGUGGUAUUUGGUAUUCCUGUCGGUUAUGUAAAGGUGGUACUGAUGUGUGCACUUUUUCUUGUGCUGAUCCAAAAACAGGAGCAAUGAAGAUUCCAGACCAAUUAUCAAAUUUAUGCAACUCUUGGGAAAAAGGUCAAGUUGCUCUUUGUGGCCUUUUCUCAACUACCUUGCGCAAGGCAAAUCCAUUGAAAAGAUCCUGGAGGCAUAUUUGUGGGGAAGUGAAUGUACUGCAUAAGUUAGAUAAGCAUUAUUAUGGCAUGUAUGGAUUUUUAGUAUGCAAAGAUAAACAAAUUCCUGUUUUUGAUUCAAGGGGUAGGGUUAUUGAAGCCAUAAGAUGGCUGUACAUGAAUAAUCCUCUUUAUACUGAUUUUUUUUCCAAUUAUGAGACACUUUUUAGGUAUGAUCCCACUAGGCCUGUAGUCAUUGCAAUGUCUAAGGAUGUGACUGAUGCCAAAUCAAAAUCCAUAGAGGAGAGAUUGCAUAAUGAUGACACUGGGCUUGUGAUUCCUUUCUUCUCUGAGAAUCAGUUACCAACUUUAAAAGAAGGAGAAGAUAAUGCUGGAAUCCAACAUCCUGGAAGGAAUGCCGGGCAGAUACAAAAGGAUCUUGAGAAGAAAACUAAGGUUACAUAUUCUGAUCCAGAUCUUGAAGCAAAGGCCUGGCCUCACUUAUUCCCAUUUGGUUGUGGUAGUUGGAAAUAUGGAGAAGGAGUAGGGAUGACUGACUAUUGUAAAGGUCGGCUUUUGAAUUAUGAUAAUCGCUGGAGAUCUGACCCUCACUGGAGUUUCUUUUGGUAUGAUAUAAUGAUUAAGUCUAGAAUUUUCUAUUAUAACAAAGUCAGGAGAGCCAGACGGAAUGUUGAAAGUGGUCCUUUGACGGCUAAUCAGAUAAGAUCAGAGAAAGAAAGCAAUAAUCCCUAUGAUGUUUAUGGUAAAGAUGUACCUACUACAGUCCCAGGAUCAAAAGGGUUCUGGAGUAGCAGGCUCUUGGAUGUACUGGCCAUGAGUAGAGAGCUGGGAAAACCAGAUUUUUUUAUAACGUUAACUCAAAAUGAUGGCUGGCCAGAAUUGCAAAUGUAUAUCAAAAAUGGUCCAGAUAAGGUAGGUAGUAAGAUGUGUCAUUUUGAAGAUGAGCUUGAAAUGUCUAAUCAUCAUAAUCCAGCCAUGGAUUAUCCCACAGAAACAGUGGUUGCUUUCCAGAGUAGAUUCAAGCUUUUUAAGGAGAAAGUGCUGGAGAAAAAUGAUGGCCCUCUGGGAAAUGUGAAGGACUACUGGUAUAGAUUUGAAUACCAGCAUAGAGGAGCUUUGCACAUUCAUAUGGUCGUGUGGUGUGAAGAAAAAUCUGUCCCAGUUGAUGCAGUUACUGCUGAAAUGCCAAGAAGUACUGACUCACAGGAUAAUUUUACCAAUGCUUGCCGCUCAUAUGUACAAAAGUUCCAAAUCCAUGGAUGUCGGCCUGAGAGAUGCUUUAAAGGUGGUAACAAUAAAGUCUUGGAACACUGCAAGUAUGGGUUUCCAUUUAAGCUACAAGAAAGUGAAGAUACUGAUGAAAGUGGUACUAGGCUAUUGUAUGUGAGGAGAAGUGAGGAAGAUGUCAAUGUGGUACCCUAUAAUCUUGCCAUGAUUCUUCUUUGGCAAGGUCACAUCAAUGUACAAAGGGUUACCUCAGGUGGUUGGGAAAUGUAUCUUGCAAAAUAUGUUGCAAAAGCAGAGCCAUCUUUUGAUUUAAAACUUCUCAAUGAUGUCUCUGAUGCAGAAAGGUACCUCAGAAGUCGUAUAGUGGGACGUUUGGAAGUUGAUAAUACACUUCUUGGUUUUCACUUGUGUCAGAGUAGUCGCACUGUUGUUUAUCUUCCRACUGAUAUCCAACCAGAGUUUGGUAUUUUGAAAAGGAAGUGCCAUUUGCCUUGUGAUGAAAAUUCAACAAAUGUCUUUUAUGAUUCACUUUUUGAUAAAUACCUUGACAGAAGUGAGGAAUUGAAAGAUAUUUUAUAUCCUGAUUAUAUAAGGAAGUAUAGGUUUGUCUCUGUCAAUCAGGGUCGCUCCUCUGUUAUCGGUAGUUUAAAUGAUGAUGCCGAUGGUGAUGAUGAUGAUGAUUAUGAUCCUAAAAACAUGAGAAAAAAUGUGACGCAUGCUGCUCAGAAAAAACAUGUAGAUACAAAGGGAAGACAAUUGGUUGAAAGAAAGCCAGGCAAGGAAGCUGUCCCACGUUGGCGAUUUUAUAAGCCAAAUGGUGAUGACCAGGAAAAAUAUUAUGAGCAAAAAUUGGUUUUGAAUGUUCCUUUUACCAGAAAGGACAUAGAAGACGAUAUUGUUUUAUCAGUUAACAACAAAAGUAAAACCUUCAUGGAGGAAUGUAUGAUUCGAGGGUUGUUUGAUAGUGAAAAAGAUGCACUUGAUACACUAAACCAAGCUCUACACCGGGGGUAUUCAUUAGAAAGACUUCAAAGUCUUGCCCAGUCUUUUGUAGACACUAAUAUGAUUUCUGAUAAAGAUUCUGAGAUGUUCAUGGUUGAUGCUAGAAUGGUUCGUCCAGACGAACCUGCUGACAUACAAGCUCAGGUAACUGAUGUUACCGAAAUAACUGAUGCUGAAAAACUUGGGGACUUAGCAGUUAAGCAGGUUGAGGUUGAUCUUGACUCUAUGAUCCAGUCUCUCACAAGCUCACAGAAAGCUGCAUUCGAUCAUAUUGAUCAAAACUUAGCAGAACAGAACCAAAUACUGUUAUGCAUAGUUGGUGAGGCAGGGACUGGCAAGUCAUAUUUGAUUAAAUCUGUUGUAGAGCUGAUGAAGAAGCGACAUGGUUCAUCUGUAGCCAAUUUAGCACCAACUGGAGUUGCAGCACAUCUUAUAAAUGGCACAACUGUGCAUAGUUUCUUUAAGAUGAACAUUGAAUGUGAAUCAUUCCUUGAACGUGGUACUCCAGAAUUUACUUUGCUGAGAAAUGUUGACAAUAUUAUUAUUGAUGAAUUUUCAAUGCUGGAGUUCAAAGUUUUCUUAGGGAUGGAUAAAGUUAUACGACGUGUCUCUCCCCCUUCAAAGAGAAGAUUGCCAUUUGGCGGUAAGAAUGUUAUACUUACUGGUGAUCCAGCACAGUUACCUGCCAUAGGGAAAGAUAUCUAUGAUUCUUUCUUAUUUCAGAGGUUUGCUGUCAUGAUGCUUAAGGAAAUCGUGCGGCAAAAAUGCAUGUUGUUUGCAAAUGUCUUACAGAAGAUAAGACGGGGCAUAUGUGAUGAAGAAGUUGAAAGUGUUUUGUCUUCAAGAGUGAUUCCCCUUGAAAAACAAGAUGACAUAACUCUUGAUAAGGGAACAAUAAUUGUUUCAAAACGAGUAGAAAGAGAUAUAUGGAAUCAAAAAUUUCNUCUCCGAAAUCUUGAUAUUAAACAAGGAUGGGUGAAUGGAACAUUGGCCACAAUUGUGUCCAUCAAUAAGGACUUCUUGAUUAUCAAACGGUUGAACAGCGAUAAGAGAAUAAUUGUUCAAAAAUAUAAGCAAAGUGUUGCAAGUAGAUUUAGCACAGCUGCUAUAGUGAGAUAUCAAUUUCCUCUUAUUCUUGGCUGGGCCCUUACUGUUCAUAAAGUUCAAGGGAUGACCUUAGAUAAAGCUUAUGUUCUCAUGAACGACAGCUUUUUUGCUAGUGGUCAAGCAUAUGUUGCUCUCAGCCGAGUGCGAAGUCUCGAAAAUCUUCAUCUCUUAGCAUUUGAUAAAAGGGUGAUAUUUUUGUCAGAGCGACAAAAGCAGCUGCUUGAAUGGAUGACAUCUGUUGACUCAGUACCUGUAAAUGGUAAUAGGCCUUUGCCAAAGCUACAUGAGCAAACAAAAUUGAACAUUGGUUGCAAGGAAGAUGUUGCUUUUGUAGAGACAGUUGCUCAAACAGCCAUUUCAGAAAGUAAUGUACCUAUUAGUACAUGUAAGCAUAGAGAAAUCGAUUCUACCAAAAACAUAAGUUCAAAUUUGAUCAAUUCACAAAGGUGUAGGAGUUUAAUUGAAUGCUUGAUAUAUGAUCAAGGUGAACAUGUUACUGAGGUUGAAAGGAUUUUGCUUGACAAUGCUCAACUUCUUCAAGAUGCCAUUUCUCACCUCAGAUCUAUUGAUCCAGUUACAUUUCAAUCGAGCAAAAAUUCAGUGGACCAUGCUGCAGAGAGAUCUCUUCAUCCAGUGGUUGUGAUACAUAUGACACCAGUUAGAACUCCAAGUGAUGGCAAUUGUAUGUGGCAUGCUAUUUCACAAGCAUUAGUGCAUACUACUGAGUAUAUGGAAUUUCUACGAUUGGUGACUGUGUUCACUUUUAUCCAAAACAAGCAUUAUUUUCAAAACUUGAUUGAUGAACAGCACUUUGCCACCACUACUUUUGAAGACAUUGUAGUUGAUGCCUUAACUUUGGGAAGUUGGGGUAAUGAAUAUCAUUUGCAUGCCAUGUGUUUAGCUUUGAACCGACCUAUUCAUAACUUUACGUCUUUCAUAAUAUCUGACGGUUAUAUGCCAGAUGAAAUGAAUGUAAUCAAUAGUCUUGAUGAGCUCAUACUUGCAUUUGAAAGAAAUGAACGAGGAACUCGGCAGCACAUUUUGUACAUGCCAAACCACACAAUAACCAAUUCGAGAACUCCACUGAGAUUAUUUCUUUCCUCUAGUCACUAUAGAGCAUUAAUACCUAAAGUGCAGGGUGUGCUUUUGCCAGUACCAUACAAAAAUGUAUUUGAAAGGCAAUCAAAUUAUAGCCUUUUGAAUGACUUCUUCAAUGACUACAGUCAGGAUGCUGGUUUAUUAGACUUUGAAGGUUGA